UGCACGCGCGGACAACGAAGUGCAUCAUCUCUAUACUUCUUAAUCUUUGUCGAUUUUUCCUUUCGAACUCUUCUUUCUAUCUAUUUAUCUAUUUAUUUAUUUUCUAUUUAUCUAUAUUUAUUAUUUAUUUGCGUUCACAUAUAACGUUAGUGAUCUACUGGUGUUCUUUAGACAACAUUUUCUAAUCGAUGAUCAAAAAUUCAUCAUUGUCAUCGUCAUCGAUUAAUUGGACAACCAAGCAGAGAAAUUUCAUUCAAGGAUAAAAAGAAGAAUGGAACGAUUACGUUACUGUUAAAUAUUCCACGAGGUGACAAAAUGGACGCGGAAGCAGCCCUACUCGAAAACUCGCCGACAUUGUCAACGAUAUCAUCGGAUUUGACAGAAGCGACAUAUUCUGUACCGGGUUCGCCCUAUUCAACAGAAUCUCCGAUCAUCGUGACAUCGUCAUAUAGAAAGACACAUGCCGAUGACGAAACGACAGUUAAACCGACACCAAGGUUUUCACAGGCAACUAGGAAGCCUAAUUUUCGGAUACGACCGCCCUACCUCAUGAUAUGCAUCAGUAUCAUAGAGAUAACCGUCCACUGUUUCGGAGACGAAGCGACGUUGCGGAGAUGGUUGGUCUAUGACCCUCGGCAAAGGGUUCAAGGGUGGAGGUUCGCUUCGUACAUGCUUCUACACUCCAACGCGCUUCACCUUGUGCUCAAUGUGCUCAUCCAGCUGGUCCUGGCUACUCCACUCGAGGUUGAACAAGGAAGAAUGGGAGUAGCAACAAUUUAUUUAGGUGGUGGUGUAUGCGGAGCUUUAGGUGCUUCACUUUUGCAACCUAGUGUUUAUCUAGUCGGAGCUUCGGCAGGAGUAUACGCAUUACUCACCAGUCAUCUUGCUCAUCUUUAUUUGUGUCAUGGUGAACUACGUUACGCAGGUUGGCGUUUAGGUGCUGUUUUAUUACUGGCCAGUGCAGAUUUUGCAUCAUUACCAAUACCAGCAUUAGUUGGUUGUGGAAGAGUUGGUUGGGCUGCACAUGUUGCUGGUGCAUUAGCCGGACCACUUCUUGGUCUUGCUGUCUUCCCUAAACAAAGCAAGAAGGAUGCACGAGGACGAAGAUUCGUCAGAUUUGUCAGAUUAAUAUCUGGCGUUAGCAUAUUGUUAUUGAUAGUAGGCGCCAUUUUGGGAAACGUUUACAUCAUUGCAUUACCCCAAGUAAGGAAACCCUCCUGACAGAGGAUAGAAAUGCUCGUCAAACUCUGUAGGAGGUCCUUUCUGAUCGUCAAGAUCCGUGAGGCUGCUGACAGUGUUUUCGAGUAAAAUAUAUCAAUGAUCUAAUAAGAAAACAAAUAACAAAGAAAUUAAUCUCAUAUUUCGCGUGAGUUAAUAAAAAUAAUUUACUUACCGAAAAAAAAAAGAAGAUAAAUCACGCACGAGUUUGACUAACAUCUGUAAUUUUCAUCUAUAACAGAUCUUUAAAAAAAAAAAA
This is a messenger RNA of Polistes dominula (European paper wasp), 1477 nucleotides long. It is a transcript of the gene rho-6, whose product is annotated as serine protease rhomboid 6. The record is from RefSeq and is a predicted model, not a curated record. NCBI's taxonomy places the organism in Eukaryota, Metazoa, Arthropoda, Insecta, Hymenoptera, Vespidae. Gene Ontology annotation, molecular function: serine-type endopeptidase activity. Gene Ontology annotation, cellular component: membrane.